CUGCUAAUAUUUUCGUGUUUGUAUGAUUUACAAAAUGUGUUGAUAUACAAAACCUAAAAGCCUCUCUUUUCUGUAUUUUCAGGUUCCAACCUUGGUAAGUUAUGAACUCCAUAUCUGAACCGCAGUGUUAUAAUUAAAAUAUGCGGGAGUUGUACCUCAUAAGUCUUUAACUGGUUAAUAUUACGAUGGUGUUUGUAGAAAUGUGUUGAUAUGAAACUUUAUUCUAAGAUACUUGUGUAUGCAAAAAUUUAAGACCUCUCUUUUUCUGUAUUUCAGUUUCCAACCUUGCGAAGUCGGUGAAUAUGAUCCCCAAGGUCUAUUUUGUGUUUAACCACGACGAACGCAGUUGUGAAGCUGUUAAAAAUCUAGGAAAUGAUGGUGAGAUGGCCGUUUAUAUAAUAGGAGGAGGAACAGAGGUGCAACCUUCCAAGAAAAGAAGGUUGCCAACAACAGCUAAACCUAACACAACUGUGGACAUACGCUCCCCGAAUCCGCGUGCAAGCGAAGAAGGGGAGACUACGACAACUGUGGACAUACGCUCCCCGAAUCGACGUGGAAGCGAAGAAGGGGAGACUACGAUGUUAUAUGAGGAUUUGGUGAAGCAAAACGAGGGAGGACCUUCGAACGAAAAUCACCAAUUGAAUAACGCACAUAUGCUCAGUCCUCGAUCGCCUGCGUAUGAUCCUGCGAUGGCGGUCAAAGGGUUGAGCAGAUCAUCUGCCAUAGUUCGUACGUCGACUCCGUUGGCUUCCCCAAUUAAUCUGCAGGAGGCUGCAGAGGAACCGGGGAGGUCCGCCGACGGUGAAGAGCAAGCGAUUGCCCCAGUGGACAGCGGUUGUGCUAUUAUUACACCUGUUAAGCGCAAUAGACGGAGAAGACUCAAACUCAAUAAAAAUCCGGGAAUCUUGACUCAAAAUAUGCCUGAAGAUAGUCAAAUAGCAGCCGCAAUUGAUGUAGAUUUCUGGAUGUCUCCAUAA
This is a messenger RNA of Penaeus indicus, 977 nucleotides long. RefSeq lists its product as uncharacterized. The record is from RefSeq and is a predicted model, not a curated record. NCBI's taxonomy places the organism in Eukaryota, Metazoa, Arthropoda, Malacostraca, Decapoda, Penaeidae. The transcript has 3 exons. Bases 303 to 977 code for a protein of 224 amino acids.